This is a messenger RNA of Emiliania huxleyi CCMP1516, 473 nucleotides long. RefSeq lists its product as hypothetical. The annotation marks the transcript as partial. The record is from RefSeq and is a predicted model, not a curated record. The transcript has a single exon. Lineage: Eukaryota; Haptophyta; Isochrysidales; Noelaerhabdaceae.
AUGGCCUGCAACCACGCCUCGCUCGCGACGCGGACGCGGUACACGCGGCUUGACCUCGAGAGGCCUCGCCGCUGCGCCUGCGGCGUGGCGGCGCUCGCGGUGGCGGCUUCGCUGGCGGCAGUCGCGGCGCUCGCUGCGUCGCCGCUCGCGAGGAGUGGUGGCGUCGUGGCGGCCUGGAGAACCGAUUCGGCGGCCGCCAGCUCGGAGCCGGCGGCCCGGCCUCGCGGCGCUGUCAGCGGAGCGGCCACCGGCGUGCAGUUUGUCGUCCGAGGCGAGGCGCAGCAGGUCGUGAGGUCUGUGGGAGGUUGGCUCAACUACACGCUCGAUGUGACGGAGGGAGUCUUCCUCCUCCCGCGCGGCAUCUCCUUCGCCACGCGCCUGUACAACGGCGUCUCUCCCGCACCGCUGCUGCUCGCGAGGCCGGGAGACCGCAUCAGGCUGCGGUUGCGGAACCGGCUCGGGCCAGACGUCGC